AUGCAAUGUGCCAAGCGUAAAGAUAACGAAGAUAAUCGUGCUGCAGUACAGACCUGGGAAGACUUCACACAGGGAACACGAGCGUGCCGUAGAACAGCAGCAGCAGCGCUACCAACAAGCUCAACGGACUCGAGACGUUACAUUUGCCAACGAUCAUGGGUUCAGAAAGGAACACCAACCGGCUGCUUAUGGUUAUUCGAAACAGGUUACUAUUGUACCUUUCACGCCACCACCAAACUCCAAAAACUUGGACCACAAGUAGAUGCUAAUAAUGGACCCUCACAGUUGCAUACCCGACAACUUGUCAUACCGUACCCUUCUCUACAGACGGGGUUACGUCAAGUGGUACCAGGCAUUACCAACGUGGCAAAUGCUAUUGCUGGCCAAAUUCAUAGUCCAUCAAAUCGUAGUGACAAAUUCACGGCGCUCAGCACCUUUGGCUACGAUGCCCAUACGAGCUCUCAGUACCCGGAUAGUAUGCGAUUUGAUGACCCGUAUCCGACAGGUGGGAAUACUGAUGAAGUUCCAUUUAUAUCGGUUACGUCUCCAUUAGCUUCCAAGAGCUUGAUAGUCAACCAGAAAAAUGGAGUUCGAUUGCAAAACCAGGCAGCUGUCAACGGUGCUAUUGAGCAGAUCCCAGCGCCUGUAGUCGUGGCAACAUACACACGAACAUCACCACCCAGUCCAUCAGAAGCUCCAGCGAGUGCUGACGUGGAAUCUAAAGCUUUGGGAAGUACGAUGCAGUCUCGAAUCAAUGAUGUGUGGUGGACGGACACGAACGAUACAAUGUCUUCACGCAUUAGUGUGGGACCGACCGAUCGCCCGUAUUUGCUAGGUAAAACAGGAGGUCCAUUGAGUACCUAUGUCGCGCCUGGAGCGUCAAAAGCUGAGGAUUCGUACGCUUGGGGACCGACACGACGUUCAAGAUUAGUAGCAGGCAAUGUUUCGUCUCUGAACUCAUCGGCGUUGUCAAACUCGCUGCUCUUGUCACCUUCUUCUUCUCUCUAUAGUGGUCAAAGCUACGAAACACUUGAUUUUGAGGCAUUCAAAAGCGUCAAGUCAACGGUGCUUGGAGCCGUCCUUACACACGGUUCCAGCCGCUCCAUUGGCAGCGACUACUCUUCCGGCCGCUUUGAAGACACGGAGCGUUUUGGGUCAAGUGGUCUUGAUUUUAAACGGCAAAACAGCGGGAAUGAUUGUGCAAUGACGCCGAGAGGGCAGAUCAGGGGGGAUAUUGUCACUUUUGACCGCCGCGACUCCGUCGAAUUUUGA
Molecule: messenger RNA, 1272 nt
Organism: Peronospora belbahrii
Lineage: Eukaryota; Oomycota; Peronosporomycetes; Peronosporales; Peronosporaceae
Source: the annotation of a GenBank genome assembly